GACGCAUGCGUAUUUCACUGUUCAAUGUCACCGCGACCACUGAACAUGGCUGCGGUGGGUUUCAGAAAUUGGGCUCGAGCUCUUUCCAAUGGGAAACGGCAAGGCUUCUCGGCGCUUCUCUCCCAAGUCAGAGCAGCCUCUGGACCUUCCAAGGGCAUGCUGCCAGGUCCAUACCCCAAGACUCCCGAGGAGAGGGCAGCAGCAGCAAAGAAGUACAACAUGAGGGUGGAGGAUUAUGAACCAAUCCCCGAUAAUGGCGAGGGGUAUGGAGACUAUCCAAAAUUGCCAGACAGAUCCCAGCAUGAGAGAGACCCCUGGUAUUCCUGGGACCACCCUGACCUGAGGAGGAACUGGGGAGAGCCGAUCCACUGGGAUUUUGACAUGUUCAUCAGGAAUCGCGUGGACACGUCGCCCAGCCCUGUUGACUGGCACACGAUGUGCAAACAUCUGUUUGGUUUCGUUGGAUUCAUGCUGCUGAUGUUCUACCUUGGGGAGAAGUUUCCAUCUUACCAGCCUGUGGCACCGAAACAAUACCCUUACAGCAGCCUGCACUUAGAGAGAGGAGGGGAUCCAGAGAAACAACCUGAAGAAGUCAAACAUUUUAACAUUUAAAUAUCUGCUUCUCUAAAUGUGUAUAUUUCUGUCUGUAAUAAAUCAUUAUUAGUGUGACUUCCUCAGUCACACUCCCAAUC
Messenger RNA from Coregonus clupeaformis (lake whitefish), 692 nucleotides. RefSeq names its product NADH:ubiquinone oxidoreductase subunit B8 (gene ndufb8). Lineage: Eukaryota; Metazoa; Chordata; Actinopteri; Salmoniformes; Salmonidae. The coding region runs from base 25 to 612 and encodes 195 amino acids. Gene Ontology annotation, cellular component: mitochondrion. The record is from RefSeq and is a predicted model, not a curated record. The transcript is spliced from 5 exons. Gene Ontology annotation, biological process: mitochondrial electron transport, NADH to ubiquinone.